AUGUCUAGAAGUGAGGAACAAGUAAUGGAGCACCCCUUUGACAUUGACCUCACCUACAUCACGGAGAGGAUCAUCUCGGUCUUCUUCAUGCCAGAGCUUGAGGAACAGCGAUAUCACAGGGAGUUACAAGAAAUGGCAACUAUGCUUAAAUCCAAGCACCAAGACAAAUUCCUGUUUUUAAAUUUAUCAGAGAAGAGACAUGACAUCACAAGACUCAUUCCAAAGGUGCAGGACUUCGGCUGGCCUGAUCUCCACGCUCCACCUUUGGACAGGAUCUGUACUGUAUGUAAGGCCAUGGAAACGUGGCUGAGUUCUGAUCCUCACAACGUAGCAGUUCUCCACUGUAAGGGAAACAAAGGGAAGAUGGGUGUCAUUGUGGCAGCCUACAUGCAUUACAGCAAGAUAUCAGCAGGAGCGGACCAGGCGCUCACCACACUGACCAUGAGGAAGUUCUGCGAGGAUAAAGUUUCUUCUUCCCUUCAGCCCUCUCAGAACAGGUACAUCUACUACUUUGGCAGUUUGUUGUCUGGCGCUAUUAAAAUGAAUAGCAGUCCUCUGUUCCUCCAUCAGAUCCUUAUUCCAUCACUGCCAAAUUUUCAGGCAGGAGGAGGUUACUUUCCAUUUCUGAAGAUCUACCAAUCGCUAGAGCUGAUCUACACCUCCUGUGUCUAUGACCCUCAGACCUCUCGAUCCAGGAAGCUAUGUGUGAUGAUGCAACCAGCGUUAUUGUUGAAGGGUGACAUUAUGGUCAAGUGCUAUCAUCGACGGAGCCAGGCAGCAGAAAGAGAGGUGGUGUUCAGGAUCCAGUUCCAUACGUGCACCAUCCACGGUGCCCAGCUUUGGUUUGGCAAGAAGGACCUCGAUGUAGCCUGCACAGAUGACAGGUUCCCUUGUGAUGCUGCAGUGGAGUUUAUCUUUGGCACCACGCCAGAAAAAAUAAAUGAAAACCAGAAGACAGACGCCUCCAUCAACGUGAACUACAACAUCUCAGAUCCAGUGGUCAGAUGGGAUUCUUAUGAGAACCUGAACCUGCACCAUCAAGACAGUCCAGAAAAUAUUUCUCAUACAAGGGGCCCCCUGGAUGGGAGUCUAUACGCGCAAGUGAGAAAACGCCGGGGACCAGGCACGGCUUCCUCGCCCAACGGGUACCUCACCAGAAGCCCAACAGUGAAGACACAGAUUGCCAACCAGUCGCAGACUCUCAGCAGUGCUUCCAGCUGUGUCCUGUCUGAUCACACAGACAACAACUCACACUUCGAUAGUCAUCCUGAAUGCGAGACAACUGAAAGUCUGAUGGAAAGAAGAGGAAGUGAAACAGGAGGGAAAAUACGAGGGAAAGAAGGGGACAGAGAAACAGAGAAUUUAGAAGACGCAAACCUAUCAAAUCUGGGAGGAUUAAGGCGAGAACAUUCAUGUUGUGGUCGAGCAGGUAUUAUAUGUGGAGGUGUGGAGAGGCAAUGGGAGCAAGAGCCUUGCCACUCUAAUGGUCACUGUGCUGGAUGCUGCAACAGCAUCAAAAAACAUCCCAAAAGUCAAACCCUGCCGGCCUUACCAUCCAAAUCUGUGGCCCCUCUACCGCAUUUGACUCAUAUGGAGCUUUGCCACCGCCAUAGUGUCCAUCCUUUGCCAGAGUUAGCAUGGGAACGGCAAGCCCCAUCUGUCCCUUGUCUCCACAGACCGAUCUUCCCUUAUUCCAGUCCUGAACAUGCACAUUCACAUGGUCACACCCUUCCAGCCUCCAGCAGACACUACAAUGAUGAAUGUCAACUUUUCCAUUAUGCAGGCCAAGCACCAACCUCUCACCUUCCCCCCCAAUCACUGCUUUCAAGUCCAUACAGAGAGAUCUUCUACGGCCCGCCAAAUCAGUCGCCCGGAUGUCCCUGUCGAGAGUGCUCCAGCAGGCGAGAGCACCAGGCAGCCUCAGUCAGAGUUCUUCCUUCAAUGCAUCCAGAUCAAGCAGUGGGAUUACAACAAAUUAGAGAGCCAUUGUGGGAAAGUCAAAAUCCAUGGGAAGUGCCAAGAGAGGCUGACUUCUGGCAGUGCAAAUCGGCCGUUCCACCAUUUCACAUCUGUCAUUCUGCCGCUUUAAAUCAGGGUGCAGCGCAGCCGAGGUUUGUCCUCGGACCUCACCAGAGUCAUCCCAGUCCCCAACCUCUUAUUGACAUGCGAGAUGGAGCCAGCAGUGGAUACCACACACCUCCACCUCCACGCCAGUCUUGCCCCUGCCCUCCUUAUCAGUCAUCUCCUGUUGAGAGCCAUGGUAGUCGAGAUUAUGCUUCUGGAUACCUCUCUGGGUCGGCUUCUCCUCUACCAGCCAAUAGUCCAUCUCCUGGGAGGGUAAUACUCCUAGAUACCCCUCCAGGAGCCAAAGAUCAGCAGCAGGAGCAUCUCAAACAUAUAGUGGAAAAGGCCACACCAAGUUCAGAUGUUGACGUGUCCCAGGCUUCAGAGGUUAAUCAGGACCGUUCAAGUACCCAGACGCUGGACUCUGAUCAUGACUAUACAGUCAUUGGUGGAAGCAGCCCUCCACACACAGAAGACACCUCAAGUCAAGAAGCCUCAAUUGCACCAGAAUUCAACACAAAAAGUCGUACAUCUGAUGGAAAACCUGCGGAAACAAAGAUCAAAGAAAAUGAUGAGGAUGCUGAUCAGACUAAGGGUACCACUAUCAUCAUCACACCAGUGGAAGAGCAUCUCAAUGUCUCAAGUGUCACUGGUGAUGGCCAGUUCAGCAGUCCCGGGCUUUCCAACAACUCUUUACAAAAUUCUCCAGCUGAGUCUCCAAGUCGUAGUUCGCCAUCAGCUACCGAUCCACCAGGACAUCGACUAACACCCGAGAGAGACAGCUCAACUGACACCAAACCACCAUCACCUAUGCCUGAUGGUUACCACACUCCAACUUUCCCCUUAGCGCCCUAUUACUACUCUUUGCUAAGUGUCCCCCAUGUCCCUUACACUGGCUACACUGCAGUUACAAUCCCGGCCAUUCAACCACCACUUCCAGAGAAGAAAAGACUCUCUUCAACGCUGGGAUCCCUUAACGAACAUCCUUCUCAUCAACGAUGCUCUCCGGUGCCUUCACCGACUCACAAUUCAACUUUGCCUCCAACUAUGGCAGUCAAUGCUAAGUUUGUUCAAGAUAGCUCCAAGUACUGGUACAAACCAGGCAUCUCCAGAGACCAGGCCAUAGCGGUGUUGAAGGACAAGGAACCAGGAACUUUCCUCAUCAGAGACAGUAAUUCAUUUCAAGGUGCUUAUGGCCUGGCCCUCAAAGUGGCCACGCCUCCUCACAACGCCAACAUCACAGGUAGCAAAGAUGAUGUCCUGGAACAGCUAGUGAGACAUUUCCUCAUUGAGACAGGCCCACGGGGAGUAAAAAUCAAGGGCUGCCAGAAUGAGUCGUAUUUUGGUAGUUUAUCCGCCCUGGUGUACCAACAUUCAAUCACACCCAUCUCUUUGCCAUGUGCCCUUCGCAUCCCAGAACGAGAUCUGGUCGGAGAUCUUCAGGGUGUACGGACUCUAACAAACACAAGCACAGCAGCUGACCUCCUUAAACAGGGAGCAGCUUGCAACGUUCUCUACCUGAACUCUGUGGAAACUGAAUCAUUAACGGGGCCGGAAGCAGUUUCCAAAGCAACCAAAUGUACCCUGGCUCUGAGUCCACGUCCUGCUGCAACGAUGGUUCAUUUCAAAGUUUCCUCUCAGGGUAUCACGCUAACUGACAGCAAAAGAAGGUUAUUUUUCCGGCGGCACUAUCCCAUCAGCAGUGUGACCUUCAGCAGUCUUGACCCCCAAGACCAGAGGAUGUUUGGUUUUGUGGCCAGGCGGACGGCCAGCGCCGCAGAGAAUGUGUGUCACCUCUUCGCAGAGAUGGAUCCAGAGCAACCUGCUGUGGCAAUUGUCAACUUUAUUAAUAAGGUUAUGCUCGGACCACAGCUCCGUAGAUGAAACAUCUGAAAACACUGAGGAGAGGGCAUUGGUUUCAAUGCUUUUCUGACAUACACACUACGUUGACUGUAGUACAAUGCAAAAGACUUUUACACCACUAACUUUGGUUUUUCAAUGAUGUUUUUCUUAGCUUUCUUUAUGACAUUGUAAGUAAAGUAACGGAGGAUCAGUAAUUCUUCCGAUUGUGUGGAACUGACUGUUGAUUUAAUUUGGAUUUUGUGUUCCACUGCGUGUGAAUUAGUUUGCCAUUUUGAGAAGGUUAAUAUAUAUAUAUAUAUAUAUAUAUAUUGUUACAAAUAUUUUCACAACCAGGAUCACACAGAAAAAGUACAAUAAUUCACAAUUUUCAUAAAAGGUGGUUUUUGAGCAUUUGAUGGAACGGUCCACUGCAUAGAAUCUCCUGGCACUGCCCCUGUUUUCAUUAUCCUCAACCAAGAAGGACAAACAAUAAACCCUUCCCUUUACAUUUCAUAAUAUAUAAAUAUUUAAUCUUAUAAAGCAAAGAAUUACAAAGGAAUAAUAUUUGUCAUUGUUUAUUGAUGUCCAAUGAUUUUGAGACUGCAGACAUUUUGGAGCAUUUUGCAACAAUACAACUGAUAUUAAAAACGCUUUAAUAUCUGGCUUAAAAAUAUUUAUUUAAUGACAUGUCUGUUUUUAAUUUCCACUGUUAUUCAGUGUUCCACACAACAUUUUUAGUGGGUAAUGUGGAAUGCAUGAGUGUAAAUGUUUUUUUUUAAGAUUGAUAGAUGUAUUGUUGGAAAACCAGACUGAAUGUGCAAGGGAAAAAUAAUGAUUUGAUGUGGGUAUUUUUUUUUUAACCCAGCAGUUGUAUACAUGGUACUUGUGAAAGGUUGUAUUUUCUCUUAUAUUACAUUUAAAAAGAAAACACCUAUACCUUUAUCUAAUUGUAUUUAAGUUGAAAGGGCACGGAAUGCACUGAUCCAACACACAAACGCAAACAAAAAGACAACGUGAGGCACAGAGCCACAAAAGAAUCAACAAAUUCAAAGACAGAAUAGUAAUGUUAACCUUUUUGUGACUGGAACUAACAAAAUCAAGCCUUAAAGCUGGAAUGUUUCACAAUCGGGGAAAAAUGUCACCCUGGUAUGGUCAUUUUAAACAGAGACGUUACCUCACUUUCUCCAUGCCUCAGAAUGACCACACAUUUGGUCUUGACCUGUUGGAUUUGUUUUGAUUCUCACAAACCAACCAAAAUCCCUGGUAACACACAGCUCAAACCAAAGACAAAGUGUAAAAAUACAUUUCAAGUUUUUUAUUCUUUUUCUCACUUUUGUGUGUUUUUUAC
Syngnathoides biaculeatus (alligator pipefish) is the source of this 5254-nucleotide messenger RNA. RefSeq names its product tensin-2-like. The transcript is spliced from 22 exons. The coding region runs from base 1 to 3948 and encodes 1315 amino acids. Gene Ontology annotation, biological process: peptidyl-tyrosine dephosphorylation. The record is from RefSeq and is a predicted model, not a curated record. Gene Ontology annotation, molecular function: protein tyrosine phosphatase activity; protein binding. NCBI's taxonomy places the organism in Eukaryota, Metazoa, Chordata, Actinopteri, Syngnathiformes, Syngnathidae.